GACCCGAAUAUCGGCUGUUUAUCUUGACUUCUUGACUGUCAGGGAGGACUAACUUAAUUGUUUGUGUAGUGAAUCUAUCUAUCUGUCUAUCUAUCUAUCUAGUCUAGUGGGCACUAGUCCUCCCGGGUAUAGUGUGCCAUGGUGUGUGUCUCUUCCACCCAUCGGAGCCUUGCAUGUUGAAUCCAUCCUCCUUUCCGCCCAGGCUUGCGAGAUUCCGUCUCCUCGCCAUGCCGUCCCCGUCUCUUGUGUCUGUGGUCAUCGCCGGGCUGGCCAGUGCCGGGGCUGUCGCGGCGCAGUAUUUCCCCCCGACCCCCGAGGGAGUGAAGGUCGUGCAUUCGAAGCACCAUGACGGCGUCAAGAUCUCCUACAAGAAUCCCGAGAUCUGCGAGACCACGCCCGGAGUCAACUCCUACUCGGGCUACAUCCACCUCCCCCCUGGCACGCUCAACGACCUGGGCGUCGACCAGCACUACCCGAUCAACACCUUCUUCUGGUUCUUCGAGUCGCGCAACAACCCGAUCAAUGCCCCGCUGUCCAUCUGGCUGACCGGCGGGCCCGGCGCCUCCUCGAUGAUCGGCCUGCUGCAGGAGAACGGCCCAUGCGUGGUGAAUCCGGACUCCAACUCGACCGAGCUGAAUCCCUGGGCCUGGAACAACUACGUGAACAUGCUGUACAUCGACCAGCCCAGCCACGCCGGGUUCAGCUACGACGUGCCCACCAACGGUACGCUGGACCAGCUCACGGGCGUCGUGGAUGUGUCCGGCUUCCCAGAAGACACCGUGCCCGAGCAGAACAACACCUUCUACGUGGGCACCUUCCCCAGCUUCAACAGCGCCACCACCGUCAACGGCACCGUCAACGGCGCCCGCGCUCUGUGGCUCUUCGCGCAGACUUGGUUCACCGAGUUCCCCGAGUACCGCCCGCACGACGACCGCGUGAGCAUCUGGACGGAGUCCUACGGCGGGAAGUAUGGCCCGGCGUACGCGGCCUUCUUCCAGGACCAGAACGCGCAGAUCGAGGAUGGAAGUCUCGACGCCCGCCGCAUCCAUCUCGACACGCUGGGCAUCAUAAACGGCUGCGUGGACCUGCUCAUCCAGGUCCCGUCGUUCCCGCACCAGGCGUACAACAACACCUACGGCAUCGAGGGCAUCAACCAGACCGUCUACGACCAGGCCAUGGACGCCUGGGGCAAGCCGGGCGGCUGCAAGGACCGGAUUCUGGACUGUCGCGCCGUGGCCGCAGCCAGCGACCCCAACAUGCACGGCCACAACGCCACGGUCAACCAGAUCUGCCGCGACGCAGACAGCUACUGCAGCGAGCGCAUCAAAAGCCUGUACACCCGGCUCUCCGGCCGGGGAUACUACGACAUCACACACUCCAGCAAGGACCCGUUCCCGCCGCCGUACUACAUGGGCUACCUGAACCAACCCUGGGUGCAAUCCGCCCUCGGAGUGCCCAUCAACUGGACACAAGCCGCCGAAAGCGUAGAGCAAGCCUUCCACUCAACAGGCGACUACUCACGCUCCGACACCCGCGGCUUCGUCCACGACCUCGCGUACGUCCUCGACUCCGGCGUCAAAGUCGCUCUGGUCUACGGCGACCGCGACUACGCGUGCCCGUGGAUGGGCGGCGAGGACGUCAGUCUGCAGGUCGACCACACCGAGGCCGAGGCGUUCCGCGCUGCGGGCUACGCCCCCGUCCGCACCAAUUCCUCGUAUGUCGGCGGCCUGGUCCGCCAGCACGGCAACUUCUCCUUCACCCGUGUCUUCCAGGCCGGCCAUGAGGUCCCCGCGUAUCAGCCUCAGACGGCGUAUGAGAUCUUCCAUCGCGCGCUGUUUAAUCGGGACAUUGCGACCGGGAGGGUCAACACGGCCAGGAAUGCGUCGUAUACGAGUGAGGGGCCGGACUCGACUUGGCAGGUGAAGAAUGACGUGCCCGAUAGUCCGGCGCCGACGUGCUAUCUUUUGGAUUUGGAGGCUCGGUGUACCCAAGAGCAGGUCGAGAGGGUGGUGGGUGGGGAGGCAGUCGUGAAGGAUUGGGUGGUCGUGGGGUAGGAUUCUGCAUUAUUGAUAGAGAAGGUAUUAUUAUUAUUAUUAUUAUUAUUGAUAUG
Aspergillus heteromorphus CBS 117.55 is the source of this 2110-nucleotide messenger RNA. It is a transcript of the gene cp1, whose product is annotated as putative carboxypeptidase S1. The transcript is spliced from 3 exons. Gene Ontology annotation, cellular component: fungal-type vacuole. Gene Ontology annotation, molecular function: serine-type carboxypeptidase activity. The coding region runs from base 174 to 2054 and encodes 626 amino acids. Lineage: Eukaryota; Fungi; Ascomycota; Eurotiomycetes; Eurotiales; Aspergillaceae. Gene Ontology annotation, biological process: proteolysis. The record is from RefSeq and is a predicted model, not a curated record.